Molecule: messenger RNA, 645 nt
Organism: Malurus melanocephalus (red-backed fairy wren)
Lineage: Eukaryota; Metazoa; Chordata; Aves; Passeriformes; Maluridae
Exons: 4
Coding region: 61-642 (193 amino acids)
Source: RefSeq, a predicted model, not a curated record
GCGGGGCCCCGCGGGAUUUGCUCCCAGUGGCUCCAGUUCAGAUUCCAGAGGGAACUGGGAAUGGAGGGGACCCGGAGAAUGAUGGAGGUGCUGUGGACGGGGCUCCCCUGCCCCAAUUUCCUUCUGUUGGUGACCUGCGCCCUCCUCGAGCUGCUCGGGGACAUUGGAGAUAUCGGUGGUGACAUUGGUGACGUCAUCAGUGACAUCGGCGGUGGCAUCGGUGACGUCAUCGGUGACAUCGGUGACAUCGGAGGUGGCAUCGGUGAUGUCAGUGGUGGCAUCGGUGACGUUGGUGACAUCGCUGGUGGCAUUGGUGACGUCACCAGUGGCAUUGGUGACACCAUUGGUGACAUCGGUGACGUCGGUGGUGGCAUUGGUGACGUCAUCGGUGGCGUCAGUGACGUCACAGGUGACAUCGGUGGCGCCUUUGGGGACAUCGGUGACGUCAUCGGGGCCGACAGUGACAGCGACAGCGACGGCGAUGGGGACAAGUUCUCCCCAGCUCUCGAUGUCGGUUCCGUUCUCAGCCGGGCCGAGGGGAUUUUUCUGCAGCUGAAGGCGGCCACGGAUCUGCCCCCGGCCCUUCAGGAGCUUUUGGGAUUGGGGGGACCCCCCCCGGAGCCGCCGCCGCCCCCAGAGUGACCC